AUACACAAUGAAUAAGCUUUUGGGGGUUCAUAUCGACAGGUGCCAUAAGCAAAGGCACUUAUUAAAGAGCGUCUAUUAGUGUGAGUAGAUAUCGCAGAACGGUGUUGACGUGGUGCGCCAGCAUCAAAAUCUUUGCGGUCCAUCUUGCACUUGCAGUCUCGCUUGUCGGUUACGCUGAAAGUGUUGUCCAGCAUUCGUCAGUCUGCUUUGUAUUAGCACACUCUCUUCGUGAUAUAUCCGACUUGUGUCGGAAACUUCACGCCCCGCCAUGGCGGAAAUGCCCAUCUGCCGUUGGGGUAUUGUUGCAACCGGCGGCAUCUCUGAGCAAUUCGUGAGGGACCUGCUCAUGUCAGACUGGCCCGAGAAGAAGGCCAACCAUAUCAUCCAGGCGAUUGGCUCCUCGUCACUCGAGAAGUGUAAGAGCUUCGCUGCAACCUGCGUUACUCCCGCAAAACCUGCCGUCCAGCCGGCCCUCUAUGGCUCUUAUCAGGAGGUAUAUGAUGACAAGAACGUUGACUGCGUCUACAUAGGGACGCCGCACAGUUUCCAUAAGCGGAACUGUCUCGACGCCAUUGAAGCGGGCAAGAACAUCUUGUGUGAGAAGCCUUUUGCGUUGAACGCUACGGAGGCCGAAGAGGUGUUUGCAGCGGCCAAGGAAAAGGGCGUUUUCGUCAUGGAAGCGUUCUGGACGAGGUUCUACCCGCUAAUCAAGACACUUCAGAGACUUCUUCACGAGGAGAGGAAGCUCGGGACGAUCUACCGGACCUUCUGCGACUUCGGUCUUGACAUCGAUAUCUCCAGCUUACCGGAGACGAGUCGUUACAAAGAUCCAGCGUUAGGUGCCGGGAGCCUCCUGGACAUUGGGAUAUACUCGAUCACAUGGGGAUUGAUGACACUUUCCCCCGAGACAGGCGACAAUGCGGAACAGCCAGAUGUCAGUAGUACACAGACAGUCAUUGAUGGGGUGGAUGUCGCGAGCCAAGUGCUGCUCCAUUUCCGCAGCACAGGUCGUCAGGGCAUCUGCACGUCAACUACGACUUUCGAAUGCAUGCACCCGUUCGCACGUCUAGAGGGCAGUGAAGGUCGGAUACUGGUAGACGGCUCCACCCCGUCUAGUCCGAGGAGUUUCACGUUCUAUCCCAAAGACGGUGGCAAGGAGGAGCGUUAUGAGUUCGAAAAGCCAGGUAAGGGGUUCUGGUGGGAAGCGGACGCUGUUGCACAAGAUCUGCAGGCUGGUAGGAAGCAGAACCAGACUAUGCCUUGGGCUGAAACGCUGAGAGUGUUGAGCAUUAUGGAUGGCGUUAGGAAGAGGAGUGGUACGAGGUUUCCGGUGGAUGCCUGGUGAAGGCGCAUCAAUCGUUCCAUAGGAUGUUGUUCUGGUAGAUCACUGGUGUUAAACGAAUUCCGUCAAACGCAGCCUGCCAUUCGACGCGGCGUCCCACAACCGUGGCAGCUUCAGUAAUUGAUUGUGCUGCAUUGCCAACUUCAGCCAGGGAAGGAAAAGAGCGCCCACAUCGGGACGCCCCACUUUGGGUUGACCGAUGCCGGUGAACAGCCCAUGGAGGGGUGAGAGGGGCACCUGGACUGGCGCGAAUGACCACUCGUUGGUAAAGAAUGGCUGUAGCCACCGGCUCGGUGGCUUUCACCGUGAUGUGGGCCACGGUCACUGGAUGGUGCACUAAAGCACCGCUGCUUGGAGAUUGAAAACGUGCAACAGAAGCCUCAGCAGACCCCUUC
Messenger RNA from Baudoinia panamericana UAMH 10762, 1737 nucleotides. RefSeq lists its product as uncharacterized. Gene Ontology annotation, molecular function: nucleotide binding. The transcript has a single exon. NCBI's taxonomy places the organism in Eukaryota, Fungi, Ascomycota, Dothideomycetes, Mycosphaerellales, Teratosphaeriaceae. The record is from RefSeq and is a predicted model, not a curated record. The coding region runs from base 269 to 1345 and encodes 358 amino acids.